AUGGAGCGGAAAAUAGUCGAAAAGUUCAACAAGUUUGAUUUGUUAGAGAAGGAACAAAAGGGGAUUACUCUAUCAGAAGCGGAUGUGGAACUAGGGGUUCAAGAAUGCGCACUUAGCAUUAUUGGAAGGAUCGUGGGGGAGAAGAAAGUCAGUGUGGGAGGGUUAAAAACAACCAUGGGUGUAGCAUGGAGGACGAGCAGACCCUUCUCCAUCCGGGUAUUGGGACAGAAUGAAUACCAGUUUCUGUUUCAAUCUCGGGAGGAUAAGGAAAAGGUGCUGAAGCGUAAAACCUGGAACUUUGAUGGACAGUAUAUGAUUCUUAAGGAUUGGAAGAAGGGGGAGACAGAGUUUAAGGAGGAAGAGAUAAAGGUGGAAUUGUGGGUGCAAAUCCAUAAACUACCAUUGCACUGGAUAUCUAUGGAGACAGGUAUGAGGGUGGGGCAAUUUUUUGGGAAAGUGAAAGAUGUAGUAGUGCCGUUGGCCGGGAGUGUUAAUGGAAGAGUGAUUAAAAUAUUGGUAGAUAGGAAUGUGGUGAAAUCUGGACAAUUUGGGGAAUGGUUAAGGGGUUCAAAUGGGGAAUCUUGGGAGGGUAGAGAGAGAAGAACUGUAAGUCCUCACAGUCCUAAGGAUACAUCGGGGACUAAUAAAGGCAUUAGUGGGGAGGGGGAGGAUUUGAGUCCUACUAGAGUAGGAGGGGAUAAAGAGUCUAGGGGCCGUAAGCAUCCUACAGCAGGGGAAACCAUUGAAGCAGAUGAUGAUAUAAUCAUGUCUGCAGAGUUGGUUAAGGAACCUGCCAGUAGGGAGCAAGGAGGGUCUAUAAGUGGGGAGGAACAGAUUCAGGGAUAUGAGAUUAUCCCUAUGGUGUGUGAGGGUAAGGGUAAAGAGGUGCUAGAGCCAUGUAAUCUUGUUGAAGUGGCAGUUCAACAAGAGGUGUAUAAUAAGAAACAGGCUAGAAAUCAGAGAAGUUUUAUUAGAAUAACUAGGGGUAAGGAUAGGGUUGGGAUUCAGAGAAAGGCUGUAGGUGAGAGUAGUGGAAAUGUGGGUGAAGGAGAGGAGAAGGGUUAUAAAAGAAAAUAUGGUGAUGAAAAUGGGGAAUCUGAUAAUCAAAAUAUUGAAGAAAUCAAGAAACAGAAAGUAGGGAAAGAUAUGAGGGGGAAUAAGAGGUUUUAUUUUGAUGGUAGAUGGGUUAAAACUGAAGGGUAUCUUGAGUGUGUGAGAGAAGGGUGGGGUAGAGCUGCUUUUGGGCAUGGAAUGUAUAAAUUUCAGCAAAAACUAAGAAAUGUGAGAGGAGUUUUGAUAGGGUGGGCUAAUCAACAAAUCUCUAACUCAGCUAAGGAGAUUAAGGAGUGUAAUGAGAGGUUAGAGAUUAUGGGAAAACAAGGGGGCUUUAGAAAUUGGGAAGAGUGGUUUGAAUGCAAGAAAAAGGUUCAGGAAGCUUAUAAGAAAGAGGAGUUGUUCUGGAAACAGAAAGCCAGGGUUAGGUGGUUAAGGGAAGGGGAUAGAAAUACUAAAUAUUUCCAAGCAUGUGUGAGGCAAAGGAGGAGUGUAAAUAGCUUGGAAAAUUUGGAGAGGAUCAGUGGGGGUAGAUGUGAAACAGAAGGACAGAGUCAAGGAGUAGGGGUGCAAUCUGUAGUGCCCAGUGCUAUGGACAAUGUUUCAGAGACUGAGGAGUUGAGAGGUGUUGCAUGGACAGGAAAUAGUUUGAGCAGCAAAUGGAUGUGGCAACAGGGAAGAAAACAGAAAAUAUCUGUGGAAAGAGAAUUGCUGGAGGUGAGGGAAUGGCUACUACAAGGAUUACAAGAAGGAUGGGGAAUUGUGAAGGUAAUGGUCCAAAAUAAGCAGCUGGCAAAUAUUUGUGUUCUCUGGAAAGAGAAUGGCUGCUACCACUUGCAGCCCUGUGUCUAUCACAUCCUUUGA
This is a messenger RNA of Striga hermonthica, 1917 nucleotides long. The record is from the annotation of a GenBank genome assembly. Lineage: Eukaryota; Viridiplantae; Streptophyta; Magnoliopsida; Lamiales; Orobanchaceae.